AAAUCGCCAUCCACCUGCGUGGUGUGUGCGUGUUUAGUUCAGUGAAAUUAAUCCAACUCGAUUAACUUCCAUUUCUUGAUUGGUGGACCAAUCCAGUCAAUUUACGUUGAUCGUUUCCUAUCCUCCCUUCUCAUCAUGGCUCUUGAAACCGGGGCUUCCCCACCCGUUUUCGAGCAGAUCUUUCGAAAUGCCCGUUUCGCCCAGGGUGGAAACGCUCACUUCGAAGGAAAAGUCAGAGGAAACCCAACUCCCCAAGUGGUUUGGACCAGGAAAGGGCUGCAAAUGCAAAAUUCCAACAAGCAUCUCAUGCAAUAUGACGAGCGCAGUGGUGUGGUCACUCUCACCAUCAACGCGAUUGGACCCGGAGACGAAGGCGAGUACACCUGUACGGCCCUCAACCCCUAUGGAGAGGCCAUUUGUACCGUGUAUAUCUCACCCGAGGCUACCAAGCAGGUCAAGAAGAGUCGCUCCGGUCAAAAGCUCAGCAAAAGCAAUAGUAGCACCAGCAAGCAACAAAUGAUGUACCAACAGCAACAACAACUGUUUGAGCAACAACAGCAACAGCAACUCUACCAACAACAGAUGUAUCAACAACAGCAGCAGCAACAGCAGCAACAACAACAAAUCCAACGGCAACAACAGCAACAACAGCAAGUCCAAAUCCAACAACAACAGCAACAGCAACAAAUGUUCCAACAGCAAUCGACUCAAUCGAUGUCUUUCCACCAAGAGUCAAGCUCGGUUCAGCAAUCAUCGUCCUCCUCCUUCAACCAAUACCAACAACAGGAACGCUACCAACAGCAACAGAUGUCUUCACAGAAAUACGAGUCCAGUUUCAGUAGUAGCAACAUCAACAACAACAGCCAAGUCGCUGCGGUACAACAAAGGAGGCAACCCGAACCAGAAGUGGUGUACUUGAAGCACGUGGAACAAAAGUCCGAGUCCAAGAAAUCUGAGGAGCAUAUCGUAAAUUACGGCUCACCUUCGUUUGUCACUCCCAUCAAAGAUCUGCAGGUGUAUGAAGGAGAACGCGUCCAUUUUGAAGCCAAGAUCCUUCCCGCUGGGGAUCCAUCCCUCUCAGUGGAAUGGUACGCCAAUGGGAAGCCUAUUCCAGCCAGUUCCCGGGUGAACACUCUUUGCCAGUUUGGAUUCGUGGCCUUGGACAUGCUCAACUCUGUGGUGGGCGAUUCGGGCCAAUACACUUGCGAGAUCAAAAAUGCCAAUGGCUCUGUGCACACCAGUGCCAAACUCAUGGUGGUUCAACGCAAAGAAAUUGAGCCCCAAUACAAAGGAGUGGACACCAUUCAAAAGGUGGAGAUGACACCUCAAAGGAUGGCACCUCAAGAGCCACCUCCACAGCCGCCCCAAUUUGUGAAACAUCUUCAAAACCACGUGGAAUGCAACGAAAGCUCCAACAUCCACUUGGAGGCGCAAAUCAAUCCCGUUUCCGAUUCCACCAUGAAGAUUGAUUGGCUCAAGGAUGGCAAGCCCAUUACGGCUAGUUCAAGGAUUGGCACCUUAUUCAGCUUUGGGUAUGUGUCAUUGAAUAUCAGUGGAGUUCGUUCCGAAGAUGCUGGUAUCUACUUGUGUCGGGCCACCAACAAUAGUGGUCAAGCCGUAUCUCAAGCCAAGAUUACGGUUCACCGCAUUGUUGACCUCCACGCCUCCACCGGAAUUGCUGAGCAGCAACAAUACAUUGAGAAAAUCCAGCAACUGGAGCAAUUCCAGGCCUCCAAGGCCAAUGCUCAAUUCAAUAGGGAAGAGCCCAUGGUGGAGGCCACAGAGCCGCCUUUAUUUAAGACGCCCAUUAAGGAUCAAUUGAACGUAAAAGAAUCGGGUUUUGCCCACUUUGAGGCUCGUUUGGAACCCAUGGGAGACGCCACCAUGAAAGUGGAUUGGUUCAAAGACGGCAAGCCAGUGGAUGCCAGCUCAAGGAUCACGACUUUCUUCAACUUUGGAUAUGUAGCCUUAACCAUUAAGCAAGUGAAUGUACAUGAUGCUGGACAAUACACAUGCGUGGCUACUAAUCGACUCGGUCGCGCCGAAACAGCUGCCAAGCUUACCACUAUAAAGGCUAGUGAGGGCGAAUUCCAGAGCCAAUCCUGGACCUCAAUCCAGCAAUUAGAGGCCAAAAAGACUGUCACACAGUCCGCUCAAAUUCAAGAAGAGACUACCAUCAAACCGAGAUUCUUAUCCCAACUUAAAGGCACCAAUGUCGUAGUGGAGGGUCAGCGAGCUCAUUUUGAGCUCCGUUUGGAACCGCAAAAUGAUCCCAAUCUCAAGGUCCAGUGGCUUCACAAUGGCCAAGAGCUCAAAGCCUCCAGUCGAAUUCAGACUUACUUUGACUUUGGCUAUGUGGCCUUGGAUAUUCUCGAUGUUGGAAAAGAGGACACAGGAACUUAUACGUUGGUUGCCUCUAAUGCUCUUGGUCGGGAGGAAGCCUCCAUCGACCUCCGAGUGGAUGCUCACUAUCAAGGCGUGGAUCAGUCCACCAUCCAUGCCAAAACUGUCGAAGAGGUGAAGCGAUUCGAAAUGAAACAACAAUCUCAACAGAGCGUGAUUGAAAUUACGCCUCAAGGCCCGCCAGUGUUCCGCACCACCCUUCAAGAUCCCCAGCCGGUAAUGGAGGGACAGAAUAUCCAUUUGGAGGCACGUCUGGAGCCUAUCAAUGAUCCCAAUAUGAAGUUGGAAUGGUAUUGUAAUGGACGGCCUCUCACCAUUGGAUCCCGAUUCCGGACUUACAACGAUUUUGGCUUCAUUGCCUUGGAUAUAGUCGGAGUGACUCAAAGGGACGAGGGACAGUACGUUUGUAAGGCCACCAACAGUUUUGGACAAGCCGAGACCAAUGCCAACGUCAAGGUUAUGGUCCGCAAUAACAUCAUCAGCGAGAGUGAGCAUGAGGCUGCUCUCCAACAAAUCAAUUAUUUGGAAUCUGAGCGGAAGGUCCAACAAAACUUCCAAAUGCAACAAAAUUUUCAAAUGGAAGAAGGAGCAAAACAACCCCCGCAAUUCACAAAGACUUUGAAGAAUGUCGAAAUCAUGGAGAACAACAACGUUCAUAUGGAGGCAAGGCUCAUCCCAACUGGCGACUCCACGAUGCAAGUGGAAUGGACAUACAAUGGCCAGCCAUUGAAGACUGGCCACAAAUUUAGACCCAUGUAUGACUUUGAUUAUGUGGCUCUGGACGUUUUGAAAGCCUACCCAGAGGACAGCGGUGUCUACACGUGCACUGCACGAAAUGCAUACGGUCAAGUGCAGACAUCUGCCACAGUGAAAAUCAGUGCCAUGGCCAAAAUGACCUCUGAAUCUUCCGCACAAUCCAAGCAAUUCCAGCAUUUGGAGACAAAGCAACAAUCCCGCUUUGAACUGGAAGAAGAACCCAUCAAUCAAGCUCCCUCUUUUACUUCCAAAAUGAGGAGUAUCAACAUCCAGGAAGGACAGCGCGCUCACUUUGAAUGCAGACUCUUGCCCCUAUCAGACUCAAGUCUAAGGGUGGAAUGGUUCCAUAAUGGCCAACCCAUUAAGCAAGGCACACGUUUCCGUGAAGGAUUCGACUUUGGCUUUGUCUCCCUUGACAUCAUGUACACUUAUCCUGAGGAUGCUGGCACUUACACUUGCCGGGCUGUGAACGCCCUUGGACAAUCGGAUUGCUCUGCCACUCUUGGCAUUGAAAGCAACAAGGCCAUUGAUAAAGGCACCAUUCAUGAAGCCGCUCUGAGUCAGAUCCAUUAUUUGGAGAAGUCCCAUAACCGGCACGACGAAGAGGAUGGAUUUGUUCCACAAGCUCCCGCUUUCGCGUGUGGCAUGCGAGACAGCACAGUCACUGAAGGGUCUUCUGCUCAUUUCGAGGCUAAAUUGGUUCCUGUGGGAGAUCCUCAUUUGAGAGUGGAAUGGUACAAGGAUGGCAAGCCGAUUCCCGCAUCCAAUCGAAUGUCAACUUUACAUGAUUUUGGCUUUGUGGCUUUUGACUUAAAGUACACACGUCCGGGAGACUCCGGAACUUACACUUGUAAAGCUAUCAAUCAAUUGGGAGAAGCCAAUCUAUCAGCUUCACUCAAGGUCAUUUCGGCACAAACCGGACCCAAUGCCGAAACGCUGCACGGUGAAGCCUUGGAAAAGAUUGCCUACCUGGAGCACAGGCACGCUGGUCGCAGGGAAGAAGAAGAUGAGAACGUCAUCACUGUACCAGCCUUCACGGUGCCCUUGAAAGGCAAGACUUCAUACAUCGAAGGUCAAAACAUUCACAUCGAAUGCCGAAUCGAACCAUAUCCUGAUCCAAGUUUGAAAGUGGAAUGGUUCCACAAUGGCAAGCCCCUGCCCUAUGGCAACAGGUGGAGAACAUCUUACGACUUUGGUUUCGCUGCUCUUGAUAUCUUGGGAGCUUAUUCGGAAGAUUCUGGGAAUUAUACUUUGGUUGUCACUAAUGCUUUGGGUCGAGCAGAUUCAAGCUUAGUUCUUCAAGUUUCCUCUCGAAGUGGCUUACUCCUGGAUAGUGAGCACACCGAUGCAUUGGAGAAAAUUCGUUAUUUGGAAAGCAAGCACCAGCGCACGGCUGAGGAAGAGAUGAUUGUGCCCGAGGUUCCACUCUUUGGCCAUCCACUCAAGAGCAUCCGUCUAGACGAAGGCCAACCUGCCCACUUUGAAACGACCUUGACUCCAGUCAAUGAUGCCACCAUGAACGUGCAAUGGCUGUUCAAUGGAAAAGCAGUGGCUCAGGGUCAUAGGUUCCGCACCACUUAUGACUUUGGAUUUGUAGCCUUGGACAUUUUGUAUGCCUACCCCGAAGAUAGUGGCACCUAUACUUGUACGGCAGCCAAUGCUUUGGGUCAAAUCGAGACUUCUUGCUCACUUGACGUCAAGGGGAAAUCUGGCCUUCUAUUGGACACUUUGGAUAGCGGACGUCUAACUCAUUUGCACAACUUGGAACAUCGUCGAAGACCUGCCCCUGAAGAAGGGGAAGUUGAGAUUACCGCGCCCGUAUUCACCACUUCGCUCAAGAACGUGGAGGGAGCCGUGGAGCAAAGCUUUGUUCAUCUGGAGUGCCGAUUGGAGCCCAUUAACGACCCCAACCUGAGGGUGGAAUGGUUCAUGAAUGGAAAAGAGAUCCGAGCCGGUCACAGAUUUAGAACCACUCACGACUUUGGUUUCGUCGCUUUGGACAUUUUGUACGCUUAUGCUGAAGAUAGUGGGACUUACACUUGCAGAGCAGUCAACAAAUUAGGUGAAGCAUCCAAUCAAUGCACCGUGCAAGUUCUGGAGAAAAAAUCCCUUCUCUUGGACUCUCAACACCCCGAAGGUUGGGAAAAGAUGAAGAGCCUGGAACAGAGAGGCUUUUAUCGCAAGUUGGAGGUCGAAGAAAUGCCUUUGGGCCCGCCUCACUUCGUCACCGAGCUUGUGGGUAUCACCACGUUGCGAGAAGGAAACACCGCCCACUUUGAGGCUCAAAUUGAACCAAUCCAUGAUCCAAACUUAAAAGUGGAGUUCUAUCACAAAGGUCGCCCUCUACAACAAGGAUCGCGAAUUCACACAUUGUGUGACUUUGGAUAUGUUGCCUUGGAUAUUUCUGGUCUGGUGAUGUCCGAUGAAGGCCAAUACACUUGUAAAAUCUCGAACAACUUUGGCCAAGCCGAAUCUAGUGUGGACUUGAACCUUUCUGGUAGCGAUUCUUUGGAUAUGUCGUCUAUGCGUCCCGAGGGUUUGGAGAAGAUCUCGCAAUUAGAGAGCAAGCGUCAACGAAUUGCGGAUGAUGAGCAAAAGACCUUCCAAAAGCCAGUCUUCACUCUACCACUGCAGAAUGUGGAAAAUGAAGAGGGCCGCAACGUCACGCUAGCCGCCCGCCUGAUUCCAGUUGGGGAUCCCAAUCUAACAGUUGAAUGGUUCAAAGAUGGUCAAAUCAUCAAUUCAAGCUCCAGAAUCAACUACAUCAACGAUUUUGGCUGCGUCACCUUGGAUAUCAACAGCCUGCGAAGCUCUGACCAUGGCGUGUAUGAAUGUAAGGCCCGAAACGCCCUAGGAGAAGCCGUGACUGCAGCCUCCGUUACGGUAGCUACCAAAGGUUCUCUUCUCUUGGACUCUCAACAUCCCGAGGGCAUGAAGAAGAUCACAGCCUUGGAAAUGAACAAGGGCCGCAGCCGAGCUCAGGAGUCGGGACAAGUGUUCGACCGACCCGUUUUCAUUACUCCCUUGUCCGGUUCUGCCGAAAUCAUGGAGGGGCAGAACGUGCACCUUGAAUGUCGGGCAGCACCGGUCGGGGAUCCUAAUAUCAAGUUUGAAUGGUUCUGCAACGACCAGAAGCUCAAGAUGGGCUCCCGGGUUCAAGUCACGCAAGACUUUGGAUUCGUCACUUUGGACAUUGCGUCAGCUGUGGAAAACGACUCGGGCAUGUACAUGGUCAAGGCCAGUAACUUUGCCGGGGAAGCCACCUCAUCUUACGCCUUGCACGUGGGAGGCAGAGGACAGAUCCUGCAGGACUCUCUCCAUCCUGACUCCUUCAAAAAGAUUCAGGCCUUGGAAGCUCAGAAGCAGGCCAAGCGUCAAAUCAGUGAUGAUUCCGUAGUGAACCAACCGCCAGUGUUCAUGCAGCAACUCAACAAUGUUGGCUCGAUUGCCGAGGGAACAAAUGUGCAUGUCCAAGCUGCCAUUGAGCCCAAGAACGACCCCAACCUGAGUGUGGAAUGGAAAUUCAACGGUCAAGCUAUUUCCACCGGGUCUCGUUUGAAGACCUCGUUGGACUUUGGACAUGUCCAACUUACCAUCCAAAGUGCAAGGCCUGCGGACUCCGGUCUCUACACCUGCACAGCUAUCAACAAAUUGGGAGAAGCUGUCUCAACGACUAGCAUCAAAGUUGAAGAUGCACCAUGGCUGGCCAGUGAUUCUCAGCACCCAAGUUCGAUGGCUAAGUUGGCCAAACUGGAAAACAAAGCUAAAAUACGAAUGGACACCACUGAUGGGAACUAUGCCAUUCCCACUUUCACUCAGCAUCUGAAUGACCUGGAGGUCACCGAAGGCGAGAAUGCCAACUUCACGUGCAAGAUUAACCCUCACAACGACCCCAACAUGAAAGUUUCUUGGGAAGUCAAUGGAGAGGCACUCUCCUGUGGAUCCCGAUUACAGUCUAACUUUGAUUUUGGCCAAGCAACUUUGAGUAUUAAGUCCUUGUUGUUACAAGAUGCCGGAAUAUAUUCUUGCGUGGCUACCAAUUCACUGGGAACAACACGCACUUCUGGCAAACUAACCAUCCAACCCGAACAACUGACCACAGCACCCUCUCAAGCACCAGAAUCUGAAAGCCAUUUGGACAUUGCUGAGAAGAUGGACUACGCCAAAACGACCACCACUUUCACUCUGCCCGAUAGAAAGGAUGAAGACGAAGUCCAAGGGGAAAAGCCAACCAUCAUUCGAGCCCUUCAACGUGAAAUCAAGAUGGAACAAGACGCUCAAAGUAUCAGCAUGGACUUUGAAUUUUCACCUAGGAACGAUUCAAAGCUCGAACUUCAUUGGUACCACAACGGCCUCCCUCUGAGUAUGGGAUCCAGGAUUCAAAUGAAGACUGAAUUUGGAACUGCCCGAUUAUUCAUCACUGAUCUGUCGGAUCGUGAUCAGGGUGUCUACACUUGCCGAUUAUCGAAUCAGUUUGGGGAGGCCACCACGUUUGCUAUGGUCGAAUGCUCUGGCAAGUCUAGUAUUGAUAUGACCACCAAACACCCCAGGGGAACCAAGGGCCUUGAUGCCGUGACCAAAAUCGAGUCCAAGGACGCUUCAAUGGCCGAUGAGCCAGACUCAGAGAUUGACCAUGCUCCGAAAUUCGAGAGCGAGUUCCAAGCAUUGGCUGUUAUGGAAGGCGAAAGAGCCUUCAAUGAGGCUAUCCUGAAACCUAAAUUGGAUUCUUCUAUGAAUAUUGAAUGGUUCAAGGAUGGGAGACAAUUGGAUCAAAGUUCUCGGUUGUCUACACAUUUAUCGUUUGGCAUGGUCAUAUUUGAGAUGAAAGAUCUUCGUCAAAGUGACAGUGGAACUUAUCAGUGCAUAGCUACCAACAAGUUGGGCAGAACCGAGAAAACCUUCUCCAUGGAAGUGCAAGCUAGUCAAUCCCACGGACAAAAGGCUCGAUUCACUUCGAAGUUCCAAUCGUUGGUUGAGACCCGGGAUGGUGAGCCUCUUCACCUGGAUUGCAGCUACGAGCCCAAAAAUGACGCCACCCUUCAAAUGAAAUGGACCAAGGACGGCAAGGUUAUCAGCAACUCAUCGAGGAUGAAGACCCUCUCGGACUUUGGCUUUGUCACACUCGAUUUCCUCCGCGUUGAAACCGAAGACUCUGGAGAAUACACUUGUACCAUUUCCAAUAAGUAUGGUCAAGAUACUGUCAGUUUUGUCAUCAGAUGUGAAGGCACAAGCGGGGUCUUCUACGAAUCACUGCAAACUACUAACUUAAACGAGACAAACAAACAAGCCCUUUUACAACAAAGGGUGUCUGGCGAAAAGGGAUUGUCCGCCACUACCACUCAAGCUCCUAAGUUUGUGUCCAAUUUUGAGGGUUUGUACUCAAUUCAAGAGGGUCAGAGUGCUCAUUUGGAGGCGAAGCUAACUCCAACUGAUGAUGCGAAUCUUAAGGUGGAAUGGUUCAAAGACGGUGAGCCCAUUAAGAUGGGUCAUCGAUUUAGGACGUUCCAUGACUUCGGCAUCGUGAUCCUGGACAUCCUGUACUGUUUCUCCAAUGAUGCCGGUCAAUACGAAUGUCGAGCUACCAAUAAGCUAGGAUCUGACUCCAUUCAGACCAAGUUGGAAUGCUCCGAGAAUUCUUCGUUGGUCUUGACACCACAAAUUCCCGGUGAGAUGAAAGAGCAAACUUUGGCCAGGAUCCAAAACUUGGAGACCAUGAAAGCCAGGUUAUCGACGGGUGAGCAGCCCUCAGGACCCGGAACAGCCCCAAGGUUCACGGUGCCAAUUGCCAACAUCAGUGGACUCCAUGAAGGGGACAGCGCUCACUUUGAAGCACGACUGUUGCCGACCGACGAUCCAACUUUGAACGUCCAAUGGUUUUGGAAUGGCAAGGCUUUGAAGGCUGGUUCCAGAAUUCGAACCUUCUGCGACUUUGGAUUUGUGAUUCUGGAGAUCUCUCCAGUGUAUCCUGAAGAUUCUGGUGAAUACAUUUGCAAGGCCACAAAUGCCUUUGGCGAGGCAGUCACAACAGCUUCGUUGAGCUGCUCUGGCAAGCGGAACAUCAUUAUGGACUCCCAAUUGCCCAAGGGAAUGGAAGGAGCCAUCGACAAGAUUGCUGAUCUGGAAGGGUAUGGCAAAAUGCGUGCUCGUGAAAUUAUUUCAGAGGACACAUCCAAACCACCAGAGUUCCUGACUCCCCUGAAAGACCUGGCAUUGGGCGAGAACUCUUUGGCCAUUUUUGAAACCAGAUUGACCCCCAUCAACGAUCCAAACAUGAGAGUUCAAUGGUACCACAAUGGCUCAGCCUUGAGUGCUGGUUCUAGAAUCAAAACCAUCAACGACUUUGGAUUUGUCAUUCUGGAGGUAGCCAACGUUCUGGGUAGAGACUCGGGAACAUACACAUGCAAGGCUGUUAACAAGAACGGAGAGGCUUCCUUGUCUUGCGAGGUCACGGUCAAAUCGCGCCAUGGCAUCAUCUCUGAUCCACAACUACCCAAGAGUUUCCGCUCAGGGACAGAUUCUAUCAAUCGCUUGGAGGAGAACCGUUGGCAGCGACAAGAAAUGGUUUUCGACGAGCCCGAAGGCCGCGCACCGAUGUUCAUCUCGCAGAUUCAGGAUGUCAACAUUGCCGAGGGUCAGUCUGCCCACUUUGAUUGUCGAGUGGAACCCAUUGGAGAUGGCUCGAUGAGAAUUGACUGGUUGCACGAUGACAAGCCCUUAGCCCUUGGGUCCAGGAUUCACACAAUCAGUGAUUUUGGAUUUGUCGUUUUGGAUAUUGACUGGACUUUCCAACGGGAUUCCGGCAAAUACACCUGUCGAGCCACAAAUAAGUACGGCUCAGUGGAGACCGUGGCCAAUUUGAAAUGCAAGAGCAAUCAAGGAAUCUCAUUGGACAGCCAAUUGCCCCAAGGCAUGUCUUUGGAUCGAUUGAAGGAUUUGGAGAAGGGCAAGAUCGAUUCCAGGACAGAAUUAGAAAGCGCUGAAAUCACACCUCCCAAGUUCAUCACCCAAAUUCAAUCUAAGGCCGUGGCUGAGGGUGAGCCCGUCCACUUUAACUGUCGAGUUGAACCCAAGCAUGACCCAAAGCUUGAAGUCAAGUGGUACAACAAUGGCAAAGAAUUGGCCUCGGGACAUCGAUUCCGAAUUACCAACGAAUUUGGAUAUGUGGCUUUGGACAUUCUCUACACUUAUCCGGAGGAUGAGGGAGAGUAUGUUUGCAAAGCUACCAAUGCACUCGGCGAAGAUCUGACCAAGUGCCAGCUGAAAUGCAAGGAGCUUCCGGCCAUUCAAUUGGAGAACCAAGUGCCCAAGGGUAUGAAGAAAUCCGAGUAUGUGGUACAAAUGGAGGCUGCUAUGAAGAAAUACACCCAAGAAAUCUUUUUAACCGAGGAUGAUGUUUAUGAUGCCGACAAGCAGCAACCUCCCCGCUUUGUUACACAAAUCCAGAGCGUGACCGACCUAGUUGAAAUGCAAGCCACCAAGUUUGAGUGUCAAUUGGCUCCAGUGGGAGAUCCUCACAUGAAAGUAGAAUGGUUCUUCAACAACAAACCUCUGCAAUUCAAAAACCGAUUCACACCCAUUUAUGAUUUUGGUUACGUGGCCAUGAACUUUGGAUGGGUUUAUCCCGAGGACUCUGGCGAGUACAUCUGCCGUGCCACUAAUCGAUUUGGUUCUGAUGAGACCCGGGGCAUCAUCAAGACAGCUGGCAGGCCCGGCAUUGUAUACGAGUCCCAACUGCCUAAGGGAAUGGCUAGUAUUGAUCGAAUCCGUGAGAUGGAGGCCGGCUGGCAGAGAGCUCCUGAUGUUAUCGAGGGGGAAACUGAGCGAUUCAAACCAUGCUUUGUUACCAAACCCGAGCCUGAGGAGGUGGGCGAAGGUGAAAUGGCCCGAUUUGUGUGUCGGGUCACAGGAUAUCCUAAACCCAGGGUCAUGUGGUUACUCAACGGCCAGACUGUUAUCAACGGAAGCCGCCACAAGUUGGUGUACGAUGGAAUGUGGCGCUUUGAUGUGCCCCGUUGUCGUGACACCGACGGCGGAAAGGUCGAGGUGAUUGCACGCAAUGCGUGUGGAGAGGCUUAUGCCACCACAACGUUGACCGUGCGACCUCGCCAAGAUGACUACCGAUCCGUGCUCAAACACAACGUGAAGCGAGACUACAUGAACUCCAAGGAAUACAGGAAGCCCGACUGGGUCACCAAGAUGGAGGAACUUCAGAAGCGAUUGAAGGAGCAAAAACAACCUCCUAAGUUCAUUCACGAUCUCCGGGAAGCCAGGAUAAAAGAUGGCAUGAAAACCACUUUUGAGGCCAUCUUUGCCGGUAAUCCAAAGCCCACCAUCACGUGGUACUUCAAUGGAGAAGAACUCAAACAAGGCAAGAGUGUUCAAAUCCGAGUCAAGAACUUCCGCACAUCAUUGACGUUGCUAAAUUGCACUAUGGAAAUGGCUGGAUACUACCAGUGCAAGGCGCAGAACGAAUUGGGCACUGAGGUCUCUAGAGCCAGCUUAACCAUUUCCAGGACUGGUCUGGCAGAGGAAAUCGAGGCCGAACGAGCCAAGCGUCAAUCUGCCCUGGACUUACUGGUUCACGCUGAGGAGGAUAAACUCAUUGAGCGCCAAAUGAUCAAGGAGCAGAAGAAGGAGAAAAUCGAAAGCGCCAAGACCAAGGCCCAAAAGCAAAUGACGAUGGUCCAGCCCAUUGAGAUGCCCAAAGUGCGUCUGGGUCGUCGACCAGAGGCUCGUCCAAAAGAAUCGAGUCCUCAACCUCGUGGCAAAAUGACUGCCGGUGUGCAGUUGAGAAAGACCAAGCAAGAAGAACGUCAAGCGGUAGAGAAAUCAACAUUGGAAACUCCUGAGCUCAAGCAUGCUACAACGAGACCCACGCAGAAGUUUGAGCCUUCCAAAUUGGAAGCACCGGAUCUGAAGCACUUGGAGAAAGAGCAAGAAGCGGCUUAUGAGGCAGCCAAAUCGGAGUUGACCGAGGAGGAAAGGUAUUGGAUGAAGAAGCAACAAGAGGAGGAAAUGGCCGCAGCCAUUCAAGAGAGCAUUCAAUUCACUGAAGAAUCCAAAGACGAGGAAACCAGUUACACAGCAUCAGAAAUACGUGCAGAACUCUCAGCAGAAAUAUCAGAGCCAUAUAUCACACCAGAACAGACACCCGAGCGAGACACCCAAACUCCUGAACAAGACUUCUUGGAAAGCCAAGAGCAACAAUAUGAAUACGAACCCCAACCAGAAUCACAUCCAACCACAGAGAUUGUUCCACCUUCAAACAUACACUCACAAAAACCCGAGACACCAUGGCCAGAACCAAAAUUGCCCGAAUCAGCUCAAACAUCACAAAGACCCACUUCAGACAAAAUGGCUCCCAUCGAGGUGGCCUCUAUCCCCACCCGAGAACAAACCAAGUUGAGACCAGUGCCCAAGAAGCAAGAGGAGUUUAAGCCUAGAGAAAGGCAAGAAAUAUCACUCAAGCCUGCGCCCAAACCAAAGUCUGCUCAACCCAAGUCAUUAGCAGAUCAGCCAUCGACUUCAUUAAGGGAUACCACUCUCAAUUCAACAGGCUUCCCACCAAUAAAGAAGGACAACCAAGCGACAAAAGCCCCCAAACCCACGCCCUCCAAGCCUACCAAAAAGGUCAUCGCUAAACCACAGCUGCAAGUCCAAGAUCAGCUAGAAGAGCCACUAGCAAUCCAGCCAAUUCCCCCCGAGACUGAAUUGGCUUCGAGUGACGAACCCGCUAGUACUGAAAUUGCUCCGUACGAAGAGGAACCAAUUGAUAUACAUGAUUUAGAGAAAAAUUUGCCCGAAGACGAGGAACCAACCUAUCACCAAAAAGCUGAGAUAUCUCAAGUUGAAGAAGACACUUCAGCGACAACCAUAAUAAAACAAGCUCCUUCUCAAGAUGUUCAAAGCCGUCCAAUCAAGCCUAAAAGACCGAGCCCAUAUGAUAGGCCGGUCAAAGCAGAGCCAGAAAAGCUGCCAGUGACAGUACUGAAGCCAACUCGGCGACCCGAAGUAAAACAGGUCCAAAAAGAGGCCGCUCCGAAAGUGGAGCUCAAACCAACUCCCCGAAAGACCCCACAACCUCAACCUCAAGAGGCAGCCAAGCCCAUCUUCGAACAAAAGAAGUUAAUUCAACCGACCAAGGAGCCCCUGAAGAAGCCCCAAGAGCAAUUAAAAACAUCACACACUUCUGCCGAGCGCCAGGAGAUGGCACAGAAAAAGAAAACUUCCAAUACCAAAACCGUCGCAAAGGAAACCGAAGACGUCAAUGAACCGUUCCAUUCUGAGAAGCGUGUUCCAUAUGAUGAUGAAGAGGAAUCUGUUCAAUAUAAAAAUGAAGAGGAAUUUAUUGUAAACGACGAAGAAGAGGAACUCCAUGCUCAGGAGGAAGAAGUUUCACAAGUGGAAGAACCUCAAGAACCUCAGUUAAUGGAAUCGUUAGAUCAGCCAAAGAUACCAGAAAUGGAACCUGAUACGAGAGAAAUUCCCCUCCCAAGCAAGAAAGAAGCAGUCAAAUCAUCUUUGAUUCUAUCUCAAUCGACACCUCAGUUGGAAAAGGUUAAGGCCAAACCCAAGCAAAGAGACAUUAUUCAGCAACCAACUCAAGAACAAGAAAGACCACAGUUAAAGAAAACUGUUACACCACCUCGAAGAGAGCUCGAAAGUGCCGAAAUUUCUCAACCAAAGGCUAGCCCACAAGACGUUUUGAAGAGGACGCCUAAACCAGCUCAAGCACAACGAGAUGAGGAUACAACCGAAAAGGUAGAAUUGAAAAAAGCCCACCCAAAACUCAAGGCCGUCGUUGAAACUUCCGUGGUGGAGAAGGAACCAUUGCCAAAAGUAAAGAAAGCACCCAAAAAGGCAAUAAAAGUGCAAAAGAAGGCCUCGGCAUAUAUUGAGCCUGAUGAAGAGCACUUUAAUGAAGACGUACAAAAGGAAUCAGUCGAAGUUCAGAUUGCCCAUGAUGAUGGCGAAGAUGCCACCACAGACAUUGUACAAGAACAAUCACAAGAAGAAGAUGCUAGUCAAGAAAAGCAUCGAGAACCGGAAGAAAUCAUUGAGAGGCAACAGCCUGAGCCAGAUAAGCCCCUGGAAGAGGUAGCAAGCCAUCAAAAAGUCCCCACACAACCAACAAAGCCAUCUAUUGUACAAAAUCAACCUACCCCUCAAUUGGGAAAGGUCAAGGCCAAACCCAAACAAAGAGAUCAAAGUCCACUACCUUCGCAAGAAAAGCAAAAGCCUCAGCUAAAAAAGACAUUGAAGCCAUCGAUGAGGACAGCAGAAGAGCCCAUGCAGGUUCAGCCUCGAAUGAACCCCCUAGACAACCUAAAAAAGGCGCCAACGUCAAAACACGCCCCAACCCAAAAAGAGGCAGAACUGGCUGAAAAAGUGGAACUGAAAAAGGUCCCAUCGAAACCAUCUCAACCACAGGAUGAGCCCCAACAAGAAGAACUUCUACCCUCCGUUGAACCUGAAGUAAAAGCGAAGAAAAUGGUGAAGAAGAUCAAGAUUAAAAUAAAGAAGACAGAAGGUGAACCUAAACCAGAGCCUGUCCAAACACCCAUGACCGAGAGGAUUCAAGAAAUGGUAUCAAACGAUGACAAUGACGAAAGGGACAACGUCAUUGAGGAUUACACUAGCCCUGUAGUGGACGAGGCUGACGAGAGUCCUGAAUUCCAGGAGGAGGAACAAACAACACCAAUUGAGGAAGAAAAGAUGACUAUCACGGAUCUAGACGAGCCUGAGGAAGAUUUCGUUGAGCCCAAGCAAGAUCUAGAUGAGCCUGAAGGGCCCACAUCACACCAACCAACAUUUGACACAAAAGACUCUCUCAUUAAGAAACCUACAUCCAAACAAAUUGUACAAGAGCCAAAGAUUCCAGUUGAUACAAUGGCUAAUCAGAAAGAUCACGAGUCAAACACGUUUAGUAUUCAGUCUGAACAACGCCAAAUGGCUCCAUUGGAACAGAUUCCAAAAACAAUUGAACAUAGUGACAUACACAACCAGAGACAUGAAACACAAUCACAAUCAACAUCAAUCCGAGGACAACACUCAUAUGACACUUCUACAGUAGAAAUGAGUAAAAAUUUGCCAGACUCAAAGGCAAAUGUAGUGGACUCACCAUCACCAAUUCGAAAUGAACAAGAAAAUGAUAUGAAAAUAAUGUCACAGCCUGAAGUAAACAAAACAUUGGAAACAUUGGCUCUAAACGUUCAAAGUCCUCAAAAGUAUCUUGACGCAGAUACCAAAGCUUCUAUUAGCUCUACACUCAAAGCGAACCAAGAGCAAACACGUGCAAAAGUAACAAAAUCCAAAGGAGUAAUUAAAAAAACCAAACAAUUAAACGCUGCAGGAAAAGAGUCGCAAAAAAACAACACUCAACUCCCCCUUGAAUCCGAUAGUACCACAUUAAAUCCGCAAUACCCUUCCGAACAAACUAGCCCACAGGCAAAAGAAACUGUGCCUCAAAUAAAGAGGGAUUGUUCUGGAUCUCUGCCACAAGCACUCAAUCAAUACAACAAACAGACAGAUACAACAAACAUUACACCGAAGCAAGAAUGUCAACCAGGUACACAGGACAAUGAAAUUAGUUACAAAGGCAAAACAAUUCAGACAAUUCAAACAUCUAAGCCAGGAAAUGAGAUUGCACACUCGUCAAACUCAACCCAACCACAAACAUUUUCGCAGGAAGAAAAACAAUUACCUUAUGAACCAACUUCUUCGUCAACAUCAAAACAAGGCCAAACAUAUCAGGAGACAAAAAUUACUACAACAACACUCCCAUCCAUGGAGGUACAGGAGAAUAAAGAACCAGAAAAAGAACUGAAACCCAAGGACGAAAAGCGGCCACAAGAAUCGCAAGAGACAUCAAAACUUAAGGAAGUACCUAAACAGCAAGAGGGACCAAAGGCAAAGAAGACACCAAAACCCAAGGUUGCAAUUAUACCAACAGAAACACAAAAUGCUCAGGAAAUACCUAAAUCUACGGAGACCCUUGCGCAACAAGAGCCACUUAAGCCACAGGAAAGAGCUAAGCCACAGGAAGCCCCUAAGCUACAGGAAGCCCCUAAGCCACAGGAAGCCCCUAAGCCACAGGAAACAGAUAAGCCACAGGAAGCCCCUACGCCACAGGAAGACCUUACGCCUCGGCUACCAACUAAGCAACAGGAAGACCCUACGCCACAGGAAGCCCCUACGCCACAGGAAACACCGAAGCGACAGGAAGCACCAAAGCCUCAGGAAGCUCCUAUCCCAAAGGAAACACCUAAGCCACAGGAGGCACCUAAGCCUCAGGAAGCCCCUAAGCCGCAGGAAACACCAAAGCCACAGGAAGCCCCUAUGCCAAAGGAAACACCGAAGCAACAGGAAGCCCCUAAGCCACAGGAAGCACCGAAGCCACAGGAAGCCCUUAAGCCUCAGGAAGCUCCUAUCCCAAAGGAAACACCUAAGCCACAAGAGGCACCUAAGCCUCAGGAAGCCCCUAAGCCAAAGGAAACACCCAAGCCUCAGGAAGCCCCUAUGCCAAAGGAAACACCGAAGCAACAGGAGGCACCAAAGCCUCAGGAAGCCCCUACGCCAAAGGAAACACUGAAGCAACAGGAGGCAUCGAAGCCUCAGGAAGUAUCUAAGUCGCAAGAAACUCCUAAGCCACAGGAAGCAGUAAAGCCACAGGAGGCACCUAAGCCGCAGGAACCACCCAAGCCCCAGGAAGCAGUGAAGUCACAGGAAGCACCUUUGCCACAGGAAGCACCUAUGCCACAGGAAGCAGCUAAGCCACAGGAAGCACCUAUGCCACAGGAAGCAGCUAAGCCACAGGAAGCACCUAUGCCACAGGAAGCAGCUAAGCCACAGGAAGCACCUAAUGCACAAAAAGCUCCUCAGCCACAGGAAGCACCUAUACCACAGGAAGCAGCUAAGCCACAGGAAGCACCUAAUGCACAAAAAGCUCCUCAGGCACAAGAAGCACCCAAGUCAGUGGAAGAACCUAAGCAUAAAACACCACCUGUUAAAGAAAAUCGUCAGGAUCAAGAAACUCCACAAGAAGAGGAGGCCCCCAAAUCCCAAGAAGUCGUUGAACCAAAAGAUAUUUCCUCUGAAUUUGCAACUAUUGAUGAGGAUGAAGUUCAAAGUAUAAAGAAGAAAAAAAAGAAAAUUAUAAAAAAGAAAGUUAAAAAGAGCCCUGGUGGGAUUGAAGUGAGUUCGCCUCAAGACGGUUCGACUGUGGAAACACCUGUAGAAUCAACUGAGCAAAGCCAAGAACAAAUACAAGAAGAACUCUCCUUGACAAAGGCACAAUUAGAAAAGUCAGUAGAAGAACUAAACCAAACGUUGAGCUUCAAGGAAGCUUCGCUCGAAGAAUCAGCAAUUGCUUCCCCUACAUCUGAGGCCCCCGUAAAAGAACCUGAUCAUUUAGAGGAACCAUCGCAACCAAAAAUCAAACUCCCGAAAAAACCAAAACGGGAGAUUCCAGAGGCUAGUGAAGACAAGGCGGUGGAUUUCAAAUCCAUGCUUAAACCCACCAAGAAAGUAGUGAGACAAAUUGAAGAAACUCAAAUGGAAGAAGUGAACUUGAAAAAGGUUGAUAUUCCGGAAGAACCUCAACCCAUCUCGAAAGAGCCCGUAGAAAAAGAAAUCACCUUGGAGCCUUUCAAGCCCGAGGAGCCAAGGGUUAUAGCUCCUGUCGUAGCAGAAGAGGAGGUCGAGGAAGAUCAGUUGAUCAAAAAGAAAAAGGUGAUCAAGAUUAAGAAGAAGACGACCAAGCCAUCUGACGAAGAGCCAAAAGCCCCAGAACAGCCGAAGGCGAAGCCUCCUCCUCCCAAGGAAGAGAAGAAGCCACUUGCUCCAAAACAGGAAAAGGCGCCCGAGAUGCCGAAAAGCGAAAAGACGCCGGAAAUUGCUCCCACUCCCAAGAAAGAGCCAACCAAGGCACUAACCAUUGAGGAAAAAAAGGCCUCCGAAAAGAUUCAAGAGAAGGUCAUUCAAGAGAUCAGCGAUCUAACCCAACGCCUUGAACAUGGUUCAACAGUUGAUGAGGUGAACUCUGCUUAUGAAGCCCAUGAGUUUCCUCAAUUAGCCAGAAAGGAAUCUCAAAUGGCCAUGGUCAAAGCUGUCGAGCGCAUUGGAAAGAGUGCCGUCAUCAACCAAGUUUUGGCCGCUGAGUGUGCUGGUAGUGAGAAGCAUCUCGAUGACAUUGGGUUCAAGGCUCUGAUGACGACCCUGUCCAAUGAGAGUUACAGAACUGAGGAAAUCGUUACCAGUUUCCAACCAGAAGAUUUCUCACCCACUUCCACCAAUGAAAAGUUUGCAGAGUUGGUUCAUCAAUCGAAAGAACUUGUCACUACCGAGCCAAGUGAGGUCUCAACUGAGCUCAUGCCUCCACCUGAACAAGCAAAGAUCUCGAGCAUUACUCAAGAACAAUCCUCAAGCUCACAGGCUACAGUCCAAGAAAAUGUUUCUCAAGAAGUAACCGAAGAACAUUUGGAACCUCUUGGAUCACCUAUGGAGAUCCAAGAAGGCCAAAUAUUUUAUGCCUUAGCUACAUUCGUCUCCGAAACAGGCGAAGCUAUGAAUUUGGUGGAAGGAGAGAAGGUCUAUGUUUUGGAAUGGAACAACACCGAUUGGUGGUAUGUUAGGAAACACCUGACGGAAGAAUCCGGUUGGGUCCCAGCUCAAUAUUUGAAGGACGAACAAACCUACACCUUGUACGUCCAAAAGAAGUUGGUCGAAAAGAUUGAGAAGUUACCCGUUUUCGACAAACCAAAAUCGGGAGAAGAAACGUUUCCCCCAAAGAUUAUUGAGAAAGUCCAAUCUCAAUGUGCUCCUGACGGUAGUCCUGUGGAGUUUGUUUGCAAGGUGGAAGGCAACCCUCGACCCCAAAUUACUUGGUUCCGACAAACAGCCAUCAUCAAACCGUCUCAGGACUUUCAAAUCUAUUACGAUGAAAGCAACAAGGCCACUUUAGUGAUCAAGGAAGUGUUUCCUGAAGAUGCAGGAACCUUCACUUGUGUGGCCAAGAAUUGCCUAGGUUUUGCCUCCUCUUCCUCGGAGUUGGUCGUAGAGCAUCCGCUUUCCGAGCAUGGCAUGGAAAAACACGAUCGAAGAAGUCUUUCACGAGAAUCCUCGUUGGCCGAUAUAGUGGAAGGAAUCCCACCCACAUUCGCUCAACGACCACAAACAAAGACCGCCGAGAUGGGGACUUCAGUCGAGCUGGAAUGUCGAUUCGUCGCCAUUCCCGAAGCCGAAGUCACGUGGUUCCACAACAAGAAGGCUUUGAGCCAAUCCAGCCGGCUUUCGUUGAUUCAUCAAGCCGAUAUGCACAUGUACUGCACCAUUGUGAAGAUUGGAAAUCUUCAGAAAGAAGAUGCAGGAACAUAUGAGGUUCAGGCCAGGAAUAGGGAGGGCGAAGCUACCAAUACCCUCACCUUGAUUGUGAAUGAACCCAAGGCUUUAACGGAAGAGCAACAGAACCCACCAAUAAUCGUGAAGCCAUUGACACCCACCGUGUGCAAGGCCGGAGACUCCAUCAUUCUCGAGACUGUUAUCACGGGCUCAAGGAACCAGUUCCAAGUCACGUGGUUCCAAAAUGGAUUGGAAAUCCACGAGAACCGAAAGACCAAGAUGCUGCAAAGAGACGACAUUUACACACUAAUGCUAGAUAGCGUGGGCAUGGAAGCUGACGGCGAGUACGUAGUGAAGGCCAAGAACGCUUUUGGUGCGGCCCAAACCUCGGCCAACGUUUGUGUUCAAGGCGAAGCCAUCGAGUUUGUGAAGAAGUUAGAAGACAUGGAGGUGAAAGAAGGCAGCUCAUGUGAGCUCUCAAUCGAGAUCUCGUCUGACAAAUGCCACGUGAUUUGGCACAAGGACGGACACACCUUGGACAAGAACAACGCCAAGUACUCAUUCAAGAGUGAGGGCCGGCAUCACUCGCUUCAAAUAUCAUCAGCUACCGUGCAUCAUGAGGGCGAAUAUGUGGCAUCGGUGGGCGAGCAAGAAUGCUCAUGUGAGCUCACAGUGGUCGAAAAACCUCCAGAGUUCUUGAAGAAGAUGAAGGAUACCAAUGCUACCGUUGGUGAAUCGGCUUUCUUUGAGAUUGAACUAAGCAAAGGAGACGUUGUUGCCAAAUGGUUAAAGAAUGGCAAGGAAUUGGAACUGAACCAAAGAAUCAAGCUUAUUAUCGAUGGCAAGAAACAAAUGUUGGAACUGAACGAAGUGUCCUUGAGCGAUGCCGCAGAAUAUUCCUGUGCCAUUGCUAAUUCGAGAAGUAGCGCCAAACUCACAGUUGAAGAGCCAAAAGCCGAAUUUGUAACCAAGCUCCCGAAAAUCACUUGUGGGAGCGUGGGACAAGACGUGAUCAUCAAAGUGGUCCUCUCCAAGCCUGGAGCCAAGAUUCAAUGGCAGAAGAAUGGAACAUCUUUGGUAAAGUCUCAGAAGUAUAGCUUUGAAUCUGCUGGUUGCGAAUAUACUCUGAUCAUCCGAAACGCCACAAAAGAGGACAUUGCCCAAUACACUUGCAUUGCCGAGAAUGUCACCACUCAAACAGAUUUGGAGCUCCAAGGUGGGGACGAACCUCUGGAGUUUGCCAAUGACCUCGAGCGGACCGUGGAUGUGACCAAGGGACAAGAAGUCACAUUAAUGGCCCGCCUAGCCAAGACGGCACUUCAGACACCUCAAAGCCAGUGGUUUUUCCAAGGCCGAUCAAUCCAGAUCAGUGAAAAGAUUCAAACAAAGAUCACACGCGAUUGGGCUUCCAUCACCAUCAAGCAAACGGAGAGUGUGGAUUGUGGCACGUACACGCUCAAGCUUUCCAAUAGCGUUUCCGAAAUCUCGGCAGACUUCAUUGUUAGCAUUAAAGAUAAACCUACUCCUCCCAAAGGACCCGCCAGUGUAGAAUGGAGAGGCAACGAUUCCGUCGAACUUCACUGGAACGCGCCAGAUUCCGAUGGAGGCUCUCCGAUCACGGAUUACAUCGUCGAGCGCCGUGAAGUCGGUAAGAAGUCCUGGAAACAAGUGGGCACUUCCACACUCUGCGUCAUUGAGAUCAAGGGCUUGAAAAAGAAUUCUGCCUACAACUUCCGAAUCAUUGCCAAGAACAAUGUUGGGCUGAGUGAGCCCUUCAUAAUUGAAGAGACCUUCUCGACCACUAAAACUACGCCCAAGAGCUUACCAGGGUCUCCGUUGGUUCAGGUCACUGACAUCACCAGCCGCAGUGUCACCUUACAAUGGAGUCCUCCGAGUAAUACUGGAGGUGUAGAAUUGACCGGCUAUAUUCUUGAAAAACAACUCGCCACAUCAAGCAAAUGGGAAAAAGUAGCGACGGUCGAAUCUUCAGUGACCCUUUUCCAAGUGGAAAAUCUAAAGGAGAAAUCCGAAUAUUACUUCCGGAUCUCAGCCGAAAAUGAAGUGGGUGCAAGUGAGCCUUCGGUGACACAAAAGAUCAGCCUCAAAACUCAUGCCCGACCACCCUCCGCCCCCACUGCCCCCUUGGAGAUCACCUCCCUCGGACCUCAUGCCAUAAUGGUUGAAUGGGGAGCCCCUGAAAGCGAUGGCGGGGCCCCACUUGAGGGGUACAAAAUUGCCGUGAGGGACGCUCGUAGACAAAUGUGGAUGGAAGUGGGACGUGUCUCAGCAGAAAUUCAAAAGCUCAAAGUCCAAGAUUUGGCUGAGGGUCAUGAAUAUUUCAUCAGAAUAUUCGCCAAAAAUGAAAUUGGAUUCAGUGAUCCUCUGGAGAAUGACGAUCCUUUCAAGGUUGUGAGACCCGCUGAUUACACGGAGGAAGAACUUCAAGCCGAAUCCAAGCGCGAUGAAACGCCUUCGUUGAGUUUCAGUACAACAGAAAUGAGCUCUUGGAUGCGAGAGGCAAAUAUGGACGCCGACAUCAAGUCCUACACCACGUCGUCGGUCUUGAGGCGGGAUGAGUACUUCUUCCGGAUAUGGUACUAUGCCAAGAAGAUCUUCAAGUAGAUGAAGAAUACUAGACGCCCUUUUUUUGUUUGAGGAGCUCAGCGUUCAUGGACAGCGGGCACCCAAAAACUGUGAUCUAUUUUUGCUACAGUCACAAACCAAAAAUACCCUANAAUAUGGACGCCGACAUCAAG
Tigriopus californicus is the source of this 22253-nucleotide messenger RNA. RefSeq names its product titin-like. Lineage: Eukaryota; Metazoa; Arthropoda; Copepoda; Harpacticoida; Harpacticidae. The record is from RefSeq and is a predicted model, not a curated record. The transcript has 45 exons. The coding region runs from base 136 to 22119 and encodes 7327 amino acids. Gene Ontology annotation, molecular function: protein binding.